AUGAAUCCAGGAGAGAUUGAAUACUUCAAGCAGCAUGAUAUUCAGAUAAUCAGCUCCAUAGGUGAAGGCGGCUAUGGCUCUGUCUAUUAUGUCUACUCUUCAACCUAUAAAACCUAUUUUGCUUUGAAGAAAAUUCCCCAAAAGAACUUUAAACAAGCUGAAAUAGACUGCCUGAUGACAUUAGAUGAUCCAAAUAUAGUUCGCCUUUAUAAAUAUUAUAAAUAUGAGGAUAACUUUUACCUUUUAAUGGAGUAUUGUCCGAGUGACCUUAAUAAGCUUUUAGCAAAUAAGCAAAAGAUGUCUAAUCCUGCAGUAGUUCAGAAGAUAAUCAGUGAUGUGAUAAAAGCAGUUAAGGCUUGCCACCUUAUUCAGAUAGCUCAUGGCGAUAUCAAGUCAUCCAAUUUCUUGAUUGAUUCCUAUGGAAGAAUUAAGAUAUGCGACUUUGGAAUGUCCACAAUGUACACUCAAUCUAAUUGUUCCACGUCUUUAUUCAAGGGAACAUUACAUUUUAUGGCCCCUGAGGUGUUUAGUAUCGGCCAUUAUGAUCCAAUUCGUGCAGAUAUUUGGUCUCUUGGUGUUACUCUCUAUGUAAUCGCUACUGGAUAUUAUCCAUUUAAUGGACUUGAUCAGCACGCUUUGCAGGAUAAUAUUACAAAGGGAUUAUAUAAUCAAGAUGCUGUACAUGAUCCCUUUCUCAAAGAUCUCAUUGCUGGUUGCCUUGAAACAGAUUUGACUUACCGUUCAACAAUCAGCGAAUUAUCCACCCAUCCUUACUUCUCUAAGACAUUUGUAAAUAGAGGAGAGAGAAUUCCGCUCAAGAAAGGAGAAAUUGUACGACCAAAUGCUUCAUCAUCCCUCAGGAUUUCAAAACAUAGAUCUACACCACUAUUUUCCGGUCUUUCUGCUUCUAGAGUUCAUUUGAUUCAAGUUGAGUCACAUCAAUAA
Messenger RNA from Trichomonas vaginalis G3, 945 nucleotides. Its product is annotated as protein serine/threonine kinase protein. Gene Ontology annotation, molecular function: protein kinase activity; ATP binding. Lineage: Eukaryota; Parabasalia; Trichomonadida; Trichomonadidae. The record is from RefSeq and is a predicted model, not a curated record. Bases 1 to 945 code for a protein of 314 amino acids. Gene Ontology annotation, biological process: protein phosphorylation. The transcript has a single exon.